AAACAACUUUUUUUUUUUACAGGUUCAAAGUGCGAUGAACUAGAAGAUGGUUUCUACACAGAUGGCUGUUCGAGUAAUUAUUAUGGAUGCGCCAACAAAAUGACCAUUUAUAUGACCUGCCAGCCCGGUCUUUUUUUUGAUGAAGUUGCUCAAACUUGUGACUACAAAGACAACGUUCCUGCCUGCAAUACAGCCAAAAGGUAUGUCUUUGAAGCGAAAACUUCAAGUGAUAUUACAAAAUCUGCAAUAGCAAGUAUUAAUUAUGACUGUUUGAAUAAGGAGGAUAGCACGUAUUCGCUUGGUCUUUGCAAGCAAGAAUUCUUAAGCUGUAAAAACGGUAGAGCUGCAGUUGAGAAAUGUAAUGCAGGUUAUUUCUACAACGUCGCAACAAGGCUUUGUACGGAUUUGCUUAGCAAUCCCUCUUGUAAUCCUAUUCCAAUGAGGAAUGAGGAAUUUGAGACAAGAGGUUUACCAAGACGUCCAAACGAAGUUGUGGCGUUAAGUUGUUCUUCAAAAUACUAUGUCUGUUCUAACAAUCGGUUAUCAGUCAUGAAUUGUCCAGAAAAAACCGUAUAUGAUGCCGAAAGUAAUAGAUGCGAUUAUAAAACUAAAGUACGUGGAUGCGCCAAUUUAAUCAACGUAAUGGAUAAAAUAGAACGCUUCGAAAAUUCUGCUUUUUGUGACAACAGAGACGACGGUAAUUAUGCGAUCGGAAAAUGCGAGACCACCUUUAUUUCUUGCUCGGUAAAGAAUAUGCCUGUAUAUUGGGUUAAAUAUUUUUUUUUGAAAAUAAUUGACAUACUGAUCAGACUUUAA
Enterobius vermicularis (human pinworm) is the source of this 816-nucleotide messenger RNA. NCBI's taxonomy places the organism in Eukaryota, Metazoa, Nematoda, Chromadorea, Rhabditida, Oxyuridae. The record is from the annotation of a GenBank genome assembly.